GCGGUGUUUCUCCGUCAAACCCGCAGAUGCCUUCUCCACCAUACACUCUGGGAUGGGUCAACAACCUCACAAACGCACCAAGCGAGAGUGAUGCUCAAGGUAUCAUAGCACUGGCGGUGGUCUUUCCACUCCUUGCUGUUCUCUGUGUUGGGCUCAAGUUCAGGAUACGAAUAAACACAAUAGGCUCAGUUGGGUGGGACGAUAUGAUACUGGCGAUCAGUUGUACCAAAUGGGGCCUUGGUCUUAGAGCAGAAGACUUUCCUCCGGAGAACGCGGUACCCUUCANNGUACAAUUCGCUGGAGGACCACUGUACUGUCUUGCAGUCCUGGGAUUCAAACUAUCGCUGCUGAUAACUUACCUUCGAGUCGCCGGCUUCAAUCGCAUCUAUGCCCUCAUUGUGUGGAUGGUGGUUGUCUCUGUCGUGAUCAGUCAGAUCCAGUUCACCGUACUGCUGUCGGCCGGUUGUCAACCUAUUGUGAAACAAUGGGACCCCAGCAUAUCGGGCAAAUGUCUUGAUGCGCUGCCGAUAUAUUUCGCGCUUCUAGGAUGGGACUUGAUCAUCAUCGCCCUUCCGUUUCCAAUCUUGCGGAGGCUUCAACUGGACUUGCGAAGAAAGGUGGGUGUGGUCAUAUUAUUUCAGGAGAUUCUGCUGACAUUCAUGGUGGGAAGCUCGNCGCUGCUUGCCGUGUUUAGUUUGGGACUCUUCGUCACCGUUGUCCAAGCGGUCCGAUUGACGAGCAUUGCGAAACUGGCGACUUAUACGGACUCGAAAGGAUCUAUCGAGUGGUCUGCGGUCGAGAUGAACCUGGGAGUGGUUGUCGCAUGUUUUUCGACGUUCGGGCCUCUCAUAACAAGAUUCGGGAAAAAGGUGUCGCGUGGGUCAUGUUCGAAAAUCCGUGUGCAGCACGUUGUCACGGUGCGGCACGAUGAAGCUGUCCAUCAGCGUGUA
Aureobasidium vineae is the source of this 950-nucleotide messenger RNA. The record is from the annotation of a GenBank genome assembly. Lineage: Eukaryota; Fungi; Ascomycota; Dothideomycetes; Dothideales; Saccotheciaceae.